AGGAGGUGGACGGUAGGACAUUGCUGGCCAAAGGUUCGCGACUCGAGUAAGUACUCGAGUCGCGAACCUUUGGCAUCAAUGAAGAUUUGCUCGGCCUCAAUGGAAAUUUGCUCGAGCAAUGUACUCCUCUCCACCUCGACCUGCACGGAGAUGAUUUUGUCAUUGUUGACACUGCUGCAUCGCCUCUUACGGUCGUCUGGCGACGCUAAGAGGCGACUAAAUCCUUCCAAGCCCGAGAGAUUGGUGGGCCAGACUCCCGCGAACGAGUUGUGCGACAAGUCGAGCACUUGAAGCUUUGGAAGCUUCCAAAUCCAGCCGGGCACGCUGCCGCCGAAUUUGUUGGAUGAUAGUACCAAAACUCGCAAAUCGCUUAGCACUGGCUGAGAGUACUCGUAGUUGUCAGGGAGCUCGCCUGAGAAUCCGUUGCUGCUCAGGUCCAGGAGCUUCAGAUCCGUGCAGUUGUACACGCUCACAGGAAACCCUCCGCCCAGCUGGUUCCUGUUGACAGAGAAGCUCUCGAGGGAUCGCAGCUGCAAGAAGUCAAUCUGAGUCACUGUGCCCGUGAGCUUAUUGUUGCUGAGCCUGAUGCUUCUCAGCGAGCUGCAGUUCGCCAGAGACGCGGGAAUGCUUCCCGUGAGGUUGUUGCUGUGGAGGAUGAGUUUCACCAUCUUCUGCAGUCGCCCCAGCUCUGGAGGGAUUCUGCCCGUCAGCGCGUUGUUAUGCAGGCCCAAGUACUCCAAAGUCUCCAGAACUCCGAAAUCCGGGGGAAUAUCUCCUGUCAGAGAAUUGUUGCUCAGAUUGACCUGUACGAUGCUCUUCAGGUCGGCCAAGCUCGUGGGUAUGGGCCCCGACAGCCCGUUAUUGUGCAGGAAGAGGAACUUCAACUUCGGCAGCUUGCCGAGCUCGGCGGGAAUGGGGCCUCGGAAGUCGUUGUCGUUCAGGAGCAAGUAGCUGGUGCCGAGGUUCAUGUCCGAGAGCAGCGAGAGGUUUCUCAGCGGGUCCAGCGUGCCCGUGAGCCUGUUGUUCGCUGCGUUCAGCAGAACGAGCAGCGAGAGGUUUCUCAGCGGGUCCAGCGUGCCCGUGAGAUUGUUGUUCGCUGCAUCCAACAGACCGAGCAGCGAGAGGUUUCUCAGCGGGUCCAGCGUGCCCGUGAGCAUGUUGUUCGCUGCGUCCAGCAGAACGAGCAGCGAGAGGUUUCUCAGCGGGUUCAGCGUGCCCGUGAGAUAGUUGUCUGCUGCGUCCAGCAGAAAGAGCUGCGUGCAGUUGGUGAGGCUUUCGGGCAAUUCCCCGUUCAGCCCGUUGCUGCGGAAGCUGAACUCUCGGAGGUUGGCCAGCCGCCCCAGGUUCUCGGGGAGGCCACCGGUGAACUCAUUGUUGAACAUGUAGAACUUCGUCAGCGCCGUCAUGGCCGUCACAGCUGCGGGGAAGAAGCCACCAAAUUCGUUCCCGUCGAUGAAGAGCUUUUCGAGCCGACUCCAUGAGGUGGAUUCAACUGUCAGAAAACUCCCCCCCAGGAAGUUGGUCCCCACAUUCAGGAAUUCGAGCUCCGACAGCGACGCCAGCUCCACGGGGAAAUUUCCCUCCAGGGCAUUGUUUCCCAAGUUCAGGAACUUGAUCUUCGUCAGGUUGCCCAGCUCGGAUGGGAUGGAGCCUGUGAAAUUGUUCUGCUCGAAGCUCAGAUACUCCAGAUUGACGAGCUGGCCGUACUCUCUCGGAAUUGGACCCGUCAGAUUGUUGUUGCCGAAGAAAUCCAAGUACCACAGCUUCGUGCAGUUGGCGAUGGACUUGGGAAUGGGGCCUCUCAUCUUGUUCGACCGGUAAGGGUAGUAGUCCUGCUUGGCGUCGAAAUUGAAGAGCGUGCCCAGGGCCAGAACCUCGAGCUCAGAGAGCAGACCCAGCUCCUCCGGAAUGGACCCAUUGAAGAACCAGCCCUGCACUCCGAUGUUGAGAACCCGUAAGCUGGACAUGUUGCCGUACUCUGCAGGAACUCCACCGAAGAGAACAUUGUCAUGGACGUUCAAGGUCUGCAGCCUCUGCAGCCGGCCCCAUUCCACGGGAAGCUCGCUCAACAGGAAAUUGUGGCUCAGAUCGAGGUCCUCAAGGUAUUCGAGCUUGCUCAACGAAGGACCCAAAGUGCCGUUCAUCUUCAGCCCGGAGAAGUUGAGGGAGAUCACGUGCAGCUCAUCGUCGCAGAUGACCCUCGUCCACGAGCAGUAGGUGGAGCGAUUCCCCGUUGUCCAUCCAUCCAAAGCAUUGUCCGUGUAGUUUUCGAUUUCGGCCUUGAAUUGCAGGAGUGCAUCGGCCUCCCUGGGACAGUGGCAACCCAUUCGACUUGUAUGGCGUUAGAGAUGAAUUACUCAUGCGUGCGCAUUGCUGUGCACAUGCUCGGACGAAGGACGCAAGCGACAAGUGCAAAAUUAUGCACGUCUCUAUGAGAUGAUUGCUUGGUGCUAAAUGUCACUGACCCGAAGCUGUCUUGGAGCAAAGUGCGAGAUAUUCUUCGGGAGUGUGUAGAUUCCUCCAGAGAACCAUGGUGAGGCUCGUGACGAGUCGUUAACGAAGUAUCGACGGCUUCGUCCUGAAGUCUAAACUGCUGCAGCUCUCGCUGGCUGCUGGGACCGCCGUGUGCUUGUUGCUGGCCCAUAUGCGCUUCGAUGGAGGCCGCCGGAGGAAGCCCACUCUCGAUGUUGAUGCUGCCAUGCUCGUUCCCGGCCGAUUCUGUACGUGCAUCGAUAUCUGGAUCCUGGAGAGUCUCAACAAGAGUCUCGAUUCUGCUUAUUUCUCCGAAGGUGUUGUCCUCUUGAUCAACGGCGCAAGCACCGAGCUGGAGGCAACAUAGCACCAGAAUCAACAGCAUCCUGAAGCGUUCGCAGAUAGCGGGCAGAUCAGGAGAGGAGACUACCGAUGCCCGUCCUGGAGAUCGUCCGAGGAAGUGCAUCGUGUCCACCUCCAGAAUAAUAUAAAACUCAAUUCUUCUUGUACUCUUCAAUCUCCAUGAAUUGUAUAAUUUCGAGACAGCUGCCUAGCCAGCAGUGAACGACGCUGAGAACUACAACAUG
Messenger RNA from Marchantia polymorpha subsp. ruderalis, 3059 nucleotides. NCBI's taxonomy places the organism in Eukaryota, Viridiplantae, Streptophyta, Marchantiopsida, Marchantiales, Marchantiaceae. The record is from the annotation of a GenBank genome assembly.